Molecule: messenger RNA, 2824 nt
Organism: Macadamia integrifolia
Lineage: Eukaryota; Viridiplantae; Streptophyta; Magnoliopsida; Proteales; Proteaceae
Product: phosphate transporter PHO1-like
Exons: 15
Coding region: 101-2452 (783 amino acids)
Biological process (GO): phosphate ion transport; cellular response to phosphate starvation
Cellular component (GO): plasma membrane; cytoplasm; trans-Golgi network
Molecular function (GO): inositol hexakisphosphate binding
Source: RefSeq, a predicted model, not a curated record
CCUCAUUAAAACCUCUUCACCCUCUGCGUUUCUUCUUCAUCAUUCCACUAUCUUUAUCUAUCUUGGGUUUUCUUGAGGAAAGAACUCCAGAGAGAUAGAAAUGGUGAAAUUUUCGAAGCUACUUGAAGCCCAAUUGAUUCCAGAAUGGAAGGAUGCGUUUGUGAAUUACUGGCUGCUAAAGAAAAACGUGAAGAAGAUUAAGCUAUCAAGGAACAGUAAACUACUGGAAAUCCAAAAGGAGCAUGAGUAUGGGUUCUCCAUCUUGGACCCCAUACGCUGCAUUGUCAAGAAACUUUCAAACCGAUUUGACAGCGGUGGCAAGAAUAGCGAGAUACUUCAGGUGAAGAACAGUAACAGAGGAGGGGGAGACGAUGAAGAUGUCUAUCAAACAGAGCUUGUACAGCUCUUUUCUGAAGAGGAUGAGGUUUCUUGUUAUGAAAAGGUGAAGGAGUUCUUCAUGAAAUUGGAUGAAGAACUGAACAAAGUGAACCAAUUCUACAAAACUAGAGAACGUGAGUUCGUCGAGAGAGGAGAAAUCUUAAACAAACAACUCCAAAUCCUCCUCGACCUCAAGAAAAUCCUUAAUGAUCGUCGCCAGAGAGAUAUCCAAUCCAAAUUGGAUUCCGGGACUCUCGAACGCUCUAACUCGUCCGGCCGGUGCUCCGAUUGUUCAGAGAGUGCGGGGGAAUUGGAUGAGACAUCAUCAGAGGGUCCAUCUCCGGAUGAAGUAAUGGUUGCAAUUGAAAGAAAUAGGGUGAACUUUAUCGGUGCAACGACGCGGACUAAGACAAAGAAAGGGAAGCCCAAGAUGGCAAUGAGGAUCGAUAAGACAGCCGCAACACUCACAAGCUCGAUCUCAUCAAUCACUUCAAUGCUUUGGGAAGAUCUAAUUACUAAUCCUAAGAAGGAAAGUCUUGGAGUAGUUGGAGAUCUCAUUAACGAGAAGAAGAUCCAAUCAGCAGAAAAGAUGAUUAGGGGAGCCUUUGUGGAGCUUUACAAAGGGCUUGGACUCCUCAAGACUUACAGCUCAUUGAACAUGUUGGCUUUCACCAAAAUACUCAAGAAGUUCGAUAAGGUAGCAAACCAACAAGCAUCAGAUAAUUAUUUGAAAGUAGUGAAGAGAUCUCAUUUUAUCAGCUCCGACAAGGUAGUACGAUUAACAGAUGAGGUGGAGUCCAUCUUCACAAAGUACUUCGCCAGCAAUGAUAGGAAGAAAGCAAUGAAGUUCUUGAGACCCCAACUACAGAAAGAUUCUCACAUGGUCACAUUUUUCACAGGUAUUUUCACUGGUGGUUUCGUGACACUCUUUGGUGUCUACGCGAUAUUGGCGCACUUGUCGGGAAUAUUCUCCGAUGGUGGAUACAUGGAAACCAUCUAUCCUGUUUUCAGUAUGUUUGCUUUGCUAAGCUUGCACAUGUUUAUGUACGGGAGCAACCUUUUCAUGUGGAAGAACACAAGGAUCAAUUAUAACUUCAUAUUUGAGUUUUCUCCAACCACUGCUCUCAAGUACAGAGAUGCUUUCUUGAUCUGCACCUCCUUAAUGACUGCAGUUGUUGGUGCCAUGGUUAUCCAUCUCCUCUUAAGAUCCACUUCUUUCUCAUCAACUCAAGUUGAUGCCAUUCCUGGAGUUCUUUUUCUUUUCUUUAUAGGCUUGCUCAUAUGCCCAUUCAACAUUUUCUACCGAUCAACCCGCUACUACUUCAUUCGAGUUAUCCGUAACAUCAUAUCCUCUCCAUUUUGCAAGGUUAUAAUGGUAGACUUCUUCAUGGCUGACCAAUUGACUAGCCAGAUUCCAUUGCUAAGGCAUAUGGAAUCUACAGCUUGCUACCUACUUGCAGGUAGCUUUGAAACUCAUAGAUAUGAGAUCUGCCACUCUAGCAAGUUAUAUAGGGAGCUUGCUUAUGUUAUAUCAUUUGCACCAUACUAUUGGCGUGCUAUGCAGUGUGCAAGAAGAUGGUUUGACGAAGGCGACGUAAACCAUCUAGCGAAUUUGGGGAAGUACGUGUCCGCCAUGGUGGCAGCCGGUGCAAGAUUAACAUUUGGCAUGCAACCUACCCUACUAUGGAAGGUCAUUGUGAUAGCUACUUCUUCUAUAGCAACAAUCUAUCAGCUAUAUUGGGACUUUGUUAAGGAUUGGGGGUUCCUCAACCCAAAAUCAAAGAACCCUUGGCUUAGGGAUGAGUUGAUCUUGAAGAACAAGAGCAUCUACUAUGUGUCCAUUGUGAUAAAUUUGGUCCUAAGACUAGCUUGGGUGGAGACUGUGAUGCAUUUUAGUCUGGGAUCAUUAGUUGAGUAUCGGUUGCUAGACUUUUCCUUGGCUUCACUUGAGAUAAUUCGGCGUGGGCAUUGGAAUUUCUACAGGUUGGAGAACGAACAUUUGAACAAUGUAGGAAAGUUCAGGGCAAUAAAGAAGGUUCCUUUACCAUUCCGCGAGACAGAUUCAGAUGAUUGAAACCAUUAGAUGUAGACAAUUACACACAAGAAAAGGCAAUUAACUUAUGGGGGUAUAUUUUCUUUCAUAAUGCCACUGCUUUCAACUCAACUCAACUUAACUCAGCCUUACUUCAACUAAUUACUAAAUAGGGUUGGCUACAUGGAUCCUCUUUUGCUAAUCAAAUAAUGCCAAACACUAUCCUCUGCUCCUCUUUUGUCUGAUUCGAUGGAGAGUUGAACCAUAUGGUCCCUAAUGUUUAGUGAAAAAAAUGGGCUAUACCAUUGUGAUAUCUUUUGUACAUUUGAUCAUUUCUUGAUGAUUUAAAUGUAACUGCUAAUGUUCAAUGUUCAAGGGGAAGUGUUAUACUAAGAAUUCAAGUGAUUAUUUCUA